Messenger RNA from Amoebophrya sp. A120, 2997 nucleotides. The record is from the annotation of a GenBank genome assembly. NCBI's taxonomy places the organism in Eukaryota, Dinophyceae, Syndiniales, Amoebophryaceae.
GUUUUUUCCGUCUGACUUCGACAUCCACUUUUUACGAUCAGUUGCAAAUAAGAUCUGCAGGAUGAUCUUGUAUGGCCUAGUGAAGUAGAACUGGCAUUGUUGUUCAGGGGAAGUAGGAAGAGUCGCAGAUCAAUGUCGACGCAGAUCAAUGCAGAGGAGUCGCUCGUCCUCGUGAAAAAGGAUCAGCUCAAUUUUCGCUAAGUAAGCGCAACUAAGUAAGAGAACACCUAGAUCCUGUCUAGGCUUAGCCCCGACCUUGCAGCCGUUAAGUACUGCAACUAUGUCAGAGUGAUGCAUCCGCAUCGUUAGUACUACGAUGAAAACAAAUGACGCUCUCUCGGACGAUUUUUGUUACGCGUGUGCUUGUUUUAAGGGUAUGGUGCUUACUCUCGCCGGUAAAUGCUGCCAACGACGAUGGCGAUGAGUUACUACCGUUGACAGACGCGACCCGGGAUAAUGGUGUCCUCGAUUUAGUAUGCACAGCAGACACGGUAGCACCACAUGGGACAUGGAUUUGUGAGCGACGGGCUCGUGAACGACGUAGAGCAUGUCCUCAUAACCUCUUUUCUGUUAACAUUUGGAAUUGCGCUUCACUAUAACAACUUCCUGGAAAUUCCACAGACGCCUUUCCACUUAUUUGCGGUUGCCGUUGCGCUCUGGUAGGUAGGGCUGUAGUUCUGCGCGAUGCAGUUUUUUGUGCCACGUAUUACUUAUCAUUAAACCCGAAUGGUCGAAUGAGGUGUUUGCAGUGCAUUUUCAUUUUCCUCACCGCGCGAUCAGGAUGAGGAUGUCCUGGAACUACGGUGGCUGACGAGCAAUGCAUCCGGCAUAUCAGAAUGAAAAAGCCCCGCCUCCCCAUAUCAAAAUGGGGAUUUGUGUAGCAUGAUUUGUGACCACAAAUCAUGCUCGAAGCCAAAAGAUGCGGACUGUAGUGCUGGCUGGCGUGCGAAGACCUUGCGUCUUCAGAAUGACAGGAGGCAGCUGAAAGUGGGUAACAGCAUGAGAAGUUUCCUCCAAUUCAGGCAACAAUUCCGUCGCUUGGCCUUCUAGCAAUACAAGUCGAUUUGUGUACUCAAAUCCAGCAUCACGGGCGUCGUUUUCGAUACGGGGACGGGGGGUUUUUCCUUUCGAUACGGGAACCUUUCCAGUUCGACGGCGCUGACCACACAGCCGCCGGUCUUCUUCGACACCAGCCUGCGAAUGGCCUUCAGCAUGGUCCUAUGGCAUUUCGUGAAUGAGUCUGGAUCUGUGAAUUUGUGCUGCAUGAGGCCGGGAUGCUACUUACCAUUGUGAUGACAGUCACGCAUGAAAAGUGUUAAGAACGCCUCCUUCUGCCGAGUGAGCGUGACAAAUCGCGGACUUCAAUGUGCUGGCGCGAGACGGUGCGCUUCUUGUACCUACAGCCGGUAGUGCAACAGCACAGAUUUUACAUAUUAUUCUAUAGAGAAGUGUCACAGGAGAAGCAUGACAGGCUCCACUUUCCCAGAACACCAGACAUAAGAAGUUGCACUCGAUACAGUCCCACCAUGCCCUCGGCGAUGCACCGGCUCAAAGUGGAGGCCAACAAGGCGACCGGAAAGACGUACUGCGCCACGGUGUCUGGCUCUACCGGGAACAAGCCCUUCGCGACCGGCACCGCGUGUGAGGCGGCCGAAGGGGCAGCGACAGAUAACAAAUACCGGUGGGCGGCACAGGUGCAGUGGCUGGGCGGUCCGACGGGCUUUGGCACCAUUGCGCUCACGCCAGUAAGGGACAUAGUGCCCCGCCGUCGAGAGCUUAGCGCCCAUACCACGGCCAAGGUGGAGUACUAUCAAAUGCAAAUAUCGAUCUGGGUUUGGAAAGUGCGAAUUUGUAGUACGAAGGUUGGUCUACUGACGUUCUUGUGACCAAUCUGUAUUGCGUGACCAGCAUGUCCAGCCUCUUUUGUCAGACAAGCACGCAGUUUCUCACGACGCGGACUGCGAAUGAAGCGACGCGGGUUGGGAAGACGUCACGCCUGUUUUAUUUACCUGUAAUCGGAAUAAAGAAUGCGUCCAUCUUCCACACGGUAGUAGCAUCACAAGUUUAUUCCAGCCCCGGAGUUAUUGGCAAUGCAUAAGUGCCUGGUGAAGCUGACGGCGCAACCCACCAGUCUGGUCGACGUGGCUGCCGUGAUGGAGCGGAUGAAGGAGGCCAAGGCAGCCGUAACCGACCCCGCCACGGGCCUGACCGCCACACUGGGAGCGGCGGUGGCACAGACGAUUUCCGCAGCCGGGAUUAUCAAUAUCACGGUCGCCGUUGAAGCUGUUGGAUCCUCCGAUCCGAUACCGGUCGGGUCAACAGCGACACCGGCGUCGGCAGCAUCUGUACGGCAUGCGCAGCGGUGGGAAUGAUCUCAAGACCUGAUGGCAAUGCUCAAAGGGGAGCCGACGAGCACGAUGCGGUGCCUUGUUUUGCAUAAACGGCUACUUCAUACGAUGCAUGUGGAGAAAACUGUAGACCGGUAUCUCGACUUGACUGAUAGGCAGUUUUUCUAUCCUAACAGUGCAACUACGCAGUUUACUACACGCGGCGAAAAAAGAACUUCUGUGCUCCCAGGCAGGGCACGCAAGAACAUUUGCCAUGCCAAUUUGCCUGAGAUCCAUUUCGCAGCUGCGGUCUCCAUACUUCGGGUUGACGACUUCCGGCACCGCGGUCGGUAUCGGGAUUCUUUACGUUCUGUUAGUUGUAGUGGUGCGUAGCUAAAGUAAUAGAAAAUGCUCUCGGGUACUGGCGCAAGGUGAGCAAUGAAAACAAAUUUACAAAUGAGCGACUCCAAUUCAGUCUGCGAACCUCGACCAUGAUCCUUUUGGGGCACCAUGCAUCUGGGUACUACGUACGACCUAUGUCGUGCCAAAAGUUGGCGCUCUAAACAAACGAAAGUACCGACUUGGUUCAACAAUCCCAUAAGGAUUAACGCUUUCCUUCUCCUCGGCUUCUCUCCAGCCGUAGGUUAUUUCUGGCGGCAGCACAGGACAC